GGGAGCAGCAAAUAUUUGCUGCUGCUUCUCUUCUUCGAAAAAUCCCUUCUUUUCUCCUUCCGCCUGUGUACAUACAUAAAACACGCACACACACAGUGUAUGUGUAUUUGUCGAUCGAACUUAUUGUUGAAUUAGGUGAAUAAUUUGAGUGGAUUUCUAGCCAACAUUCGCUGGUUUUUUGUAAUUUGAAUCUGAUUUUCGAAUUACACAGCUUCACCUGUCGAAAUUUUGAAUUUUAAGCAGUUUUUUCGUUAUGUUUGUUGAAAUUUGUGGAAUUAUCGUGGUAUUUGCAGUGGAUAAUCAGUGAAUUUGUGAGAUUUUGUAAUUUCUGGGCGUUUGUUGAGUUUUUAUUGUGUGUUUGAAUGGAGAAUAGUGAGGGAGGGGAUUUUUUCCCUCCUAACAAGGCUCAAUCGGAGGUGGCUGUUUCCGCUGAUGCAGCUACGACGGUGCAGCCGCAGGUGGCAGUGGAUAUUCCGGCGAAGAAGCUGGCUAGGCAGCUGGAUUUCACGGUGUUCGGUGGCAGUGGUGGUCAAUCUCCGGGCACCGCUAUGCCGGAGCAAACAAAGCAGAUUCAACCGCUUGUGAAAUCAAUACAACUGCAAAGGCCACAGACGCAGCAACAUAUGGUGUUAAUGCCGACGAAACAAACUGCGGUGCCGACUACUCAUCCUUCAAUACGACCUCCUCUGAAACCAGAUUCUCCAAGAGCACGGCCAAGGCAAAGUGCUAGUGAGGUAAAAGAUGGUACUCCUAAAAAGCAGAAGCAGUGUAACUGCAAACACUCUCGAUGUCUAAAGUUGUAUUGUGAAUGCUUUGCAUCUGGCAUAUACUGUGAUGGGUGCAAUUGUAACAAUUGUCAUAAUAAUGUUGAAAAUGAGCCUGCUAGACGUGAGGCAGUUGAAGCUACUUUAGAGCGUAAUCCACAUGCAUUCAGGCCUAAAAUCGCCAGCAGUCCGCAUGGAGCUCGAGAUAAUAAGGAGGAAAUUGGGGAUGUCUUAGUCUUGGCAAAGCAUAACAAAGGAUGCCACUGCAAGAAAUCAGGUUGCCUCAAGAAGUAUUGUGAGUGCUUCCAAGCCAACAUUCUUUGCUCUGAAAAUUGUAAAUGCAUGGACUGCAAAAAUUUUGAAGGAAGUGAAGAGAGGCAGGCUCUUUUCCAUGGAGAUCAUGCAAACAACAUGGCAUAUCUCCAGCAGGCGGCAAAUGCUGCUAUCACAGGGGCCAUUGGAUCCUCUGGUUAUGGAUUGUCUCCUGUGAACAAGAAAAGAAAGGGCCAGGAGCUGUUCUUUGGGUCAUCAGUUAAGGAACCUGUUCACAGGCAUGGACAAUCCCAACAGGGGAACCAUAUCAAGGCUUCUGUCCUACCUUCAUUAUCUUCAGUUCCUGGUCCUUGUGUUGGAAAUGCUGCAACAGUGGGUCCUUCCAAGUUUACUUACAGGUCUCUGUUGGCAGACCUCAUCCAACCACAAGACUUGAAGGAACUUUGCUCAGUUUUAGUUUUACAUUCAGGAGAAGCAGCAAAGAUGCUGGCAGAUGAAAAGGAUGCUUCAAUAAAACAGGCUGAGGGGCAGAGAGAAGCUUCCUUGGCUUCAUCAACUCAGGAGCGAGUACAAAACCAGAAAGAUUCUGGUACUGAGAAGGAUAUGCUUGACUGUUGUUCAAGUGGGGACCAGGGUGAGAAAAUCAGUGUGGAAGAGUCUAGUUUGGAUGGUGCUGAUGUAUCAAAAAGGCCAAUGUCGCCAGGGACGUUAGCACUAAUGUGUGAUGAAUCACACACCAUGUUUUCAGCUGCUGUUGCUUCCCCUAAUGACCUAGCGACUCUUAACUGUAAUACAUCUUCUCAAUUGCCCCACGGGCAGGGCAUGACCGAGACGUAUGCAGAACAAGAAAGAAUCGUGUUGAUGAAAUUUCGUGAUUGUCUUAAUAGGCUUGUCGAUUUAGGACAACUAAAAGAACGAAAAUGUUCUUCAAUGAUCCGAGGUGCUGACCCCGUCGAUCAAAAAGAUAUGAUUGGUAAUGGUUUUACUACGACUGAAAUGAGGAAUCAGCAUGAUUCCUUAAACAAUGGUGUUGCCAAGUCUGCUCUUCCUCAGCCAAGAACAACUCAGUUGUUUAGUGCAGUAGUAACUACUGCUAAUAAUAAUCCAUUUCCUAAAGUUCAUCGUCCAGAUGAGAAUGGGGAUGUCAAACCAAAAAUCUGAAAAUAAACCGUAGUGAGUUUUAGAAUGAGAUUUGCCUGUAACUGCUGCUUCUUUUGUAAUAUUAGGCUUUUAUUCAUUCUGUCUUUCUUUGAUGUAGCAGUGAAGUUCAUUCAGGCCCCAUUUGUUAGAGCUAACAACCCAUGUAACUUCUACCACAUUUACUUUAGUAUAAUUUCAAUCAAAAUUGUAUUUUGUUUAA
Molecule: messenger RNA, 2397 nt
Organism: Nicotiana tabacum (common tobacco)
Lineage: Eukaryota; Viridiplantae; Streptophyta; Magnoliopsida; Solanales; Solanaceae
Product: protein tesmin/TSO1-like CXC 5
Biological process (GO): regulation of DNA-templated transcription
Cellular component (GO): nucleus
Source: RefSeq, a predicted model, not a curated record